Molecule: messenger RNA, 296 nt
Organism: Staurois parvus
Lineage: Eukaryota; Metazoa; Chordata; Amphibia; Anura; Ranidae
Source: the annotation of a GenBank genome assembly
UGAUGAGGCUGCACUGAUGGGCACUGAUGAGCUGGUACUGAUAGGUGGCACUGCUGGCGCAACUGCUGGGCACUGGCUGGCGGCACUGCUGGGCUGCACUGCUGGACACAGGUGGGCGGAACUGGUGGGUGGCACUGCUGGGCACCGAUCAUCAGGGCACUGAUCAUCAAUGCACUGAUGAUCGGUGCCGAUCCCUGCUCUGACAACUGCUGGUUCUCGGCAGUACUUUCCUCAGGCUGUGACAGAGUGAGAAACGUGCAGCUGAGAAUCGGCAAUUGCAUUUCUCAGUGAUCAGC